This is a messenger RNA of Anopheles stephensi (Asian malaria mosquito), 773 nucleotides long. It is a transcript of the gene awd, whose product is annotated as nucleoside diphosphate kinase. NCBI's taxonomy places the organism in Eukaryota, Metazoa, Arthropoda, Insecta, Diptera, Culicidae. The coding region runs from base 84 to 590 and encodes 168 amino acids. The record is from RefSeq and is a predicted model, not a curated record. The transcript has 2 exons. Gene Ontology annotation, biological process: GTP biosynthetic process; UTP biosynthetic process; CTP biosynthetic process. Gene Ontology annotation, molecular function: nucleoside diphosphate kinase activity.
AGCUUUGACAACGCGCUGCUGUCAGGCUAUUUUUAGUUCCCCGAUUCGGUAGCCGCGGCUGAUAUAAAGUGCGAGCUUUGCGUAUGAUCGCUUCACUUCUCGCAUUUUUCUCGCUGUUCUCAUCCGCGAUGGCCGCUAACAAGGAACGUACCUUCAUCAUGAUUAAGCCCGAUGGUGUCCAGCGUGGACUCGUCGGCAAAAUCAUCGAACGCUUCGAGGCCAAGGGCUUCAAGCUGGUCGCGAUGAAGUUCAUGUGGCCAUCGAAGGAAUUGCUCGAGAAGCACUACGCCGAUCUGUCGGCGCGUCCAUUCUUCCCCGGACUGGUCACGUACAUGAGCUCCGGCCCGGUUGUGCCGAUGGUCUGGGAAGGCCUGAACGCCGUCAAGACUGGUCGCAAGAUGCUGGGAGCCACCAACCCGGCCGACUCCGAGCCAGGCACCAUCCGUGGCGAUCUGUGCGUGCAGGUGGGCCGCAACAUCAUCCACGGUUCGGACGCUGUCGAAUCGGCCAACAAGGAAAUCGCCCUGUGGUUCAAGGAUGAGGAACUGGUGUCCUGGACCCCGGCCGCCGAAGGAUGGGUGUACGAAUAAGCAGCAGUAAUUUGUGUACGGUGCGGCGUCAGGAAUCAAGCAUUUACUACCGCCCGAGCAAACGGGGAGUGUAUUCCUUUUUUAUUUUAUACAAUUACAUGUUUUGUCGUACUCGAUUGCUUUUAAGUGCUUCUUGAGAAAGAGAACGCGAAUGGAAGAAUAAAUGCUAGAAUCGUGAAAAAA